AUUCACAAGUAAUGUUCUUUCUUCUGCCCUUCCUUUCUAGUACGAUACGUUGUAAGUAUAUUUUGUAGGUGCCCCCUCCAAUCCUAUGAUUUAAUUUUCGUAUGAUUUUCAGUACAGUAGUGCAAGAGUUUACUGACAUUCACCACAAUCAUUCACCACUGCAUGUGUGUGUACAGAAGAGGGAGUCGAAACAAAAGAUAAUGCAGUCUACAGCGAUGAAGCUCAUCUUCAUCCAUGUCGUUCCCAUCGAGGAGAUACCGUGAUGGGGAUGCAGUAUUGUUGUGGAACAAGCAAAAUACAACCUAACUAACACUGGGAGCAAAAAGGCCAAAUAAAAGGUCAUGGACGAUACGAUUGCAGAAAAGUCUUCAUCAUUUGCUACGUAAUCACAACUUUUCUGUAUUUUCAUGUGUAUUGUUGCCUCGAAAGGUCUCAGCUCUUAUCUCCGGGUAUGACAAAAGCUGGAGGUGCUUCCCAGAGAUGACGAGGCCUAUAUAAGAAGUCUCAAAUGAAACACAAGCCACACCACAGAUAAUAUUUGUGUUUGUUGAGCCCUUUCCGGUACUCUGAGACAUCUUCGGGGGGGUUGUAUUAAGUACCAUGUGGAAGGCAGCCGUCUUUACUCUUGGUCUCUUAGUGGUGCUGGUGGACAGGGUGCGGCCCAAUGAAGGACAUCCAUCUUUAUAUGGGAUGAAGCUGUGUGGAAGAGAGUUCAUACGUGCUGUCAUCUUUACCUGUGGGGGGUCUCGCUGGAAGAGAAGCAUUGGAGAUUCAGAUGAGGCGUUUGACCAAUGGAAUGCAAAUCCUUUCUCUCAACUGGCCGGUGAGCAGGAUCCUGCAAAAUCCAACGUAUGGAAAGAUCAGACUAUAGAUGUGGCAUCUGUGGCUGCGGGAUUUAGCCGCUUGGCUCGCUCGCCAAUCUCGGAGGAGGUCCUGGAGGCUCUAAGAAGUGCAGAUAGAAAAGAACGGGAUGUGCUGGUGGGCCUGUCCAAUGCUUGCUGCAAAUGGGGCUGCAGUAAAAGUGAAAUCAGCUCCCUGUGCUAAACAUUGCCGUCUCAUACGGGGCUUUCAUCUUUUUUCAUCAAGGUCAGACCUUGUGUAAAUAAAUGUGUGAAUUCUGGCCUAAAUGCGCUCAUCGUGGUUUCACAACUAAU
Dunckerocampus dactyliophorus (ringed pipefish) is the source of this 1154-nucleotide messenger RNA. It is a transcript of the gene rln3b, whose product is annotated as relaxin 3b. Gene Ontology annotation, cellular component: extracellular region. The record is from RefSeq and is a predicted model, not a curated record. Bases 601 to 1044 code for a protein of 147 amino acids. The transcript is spliced from 2 exons. NCBI's taxonomy places the organism in Eukaryota, Metazoa, Chordata, Actinopteri, Syngnathiformes, Syngnathidae. Gene Ontology annotation, molecular function: hormone activity.